This is a messenger RNA of Melanotaenia boesemani (Boeseman's rainbowfish), 3657 nucleotides long. It is a transcript of the gene rbm5, whose product is annotated as RNA binding motif protein 5. Lineage: Eukaryota; Metazoa; Chordata; Actinopteri; Atheriniformes; Melanotaeniidae. The transcript has 25 exons. The record is from RefSeq and is a predicted model, not a curated record. Gene Ontology annotation, cellular component: nucleus. Gene Ontology annotation, molecular function: RNA binding. Bases 174 to 2738 code for a protein of 854 amino acids. Gene Ontology annotation, biological process: mRNA splicing, via spliceosome.
UCUGCCGCAGUGCAUGUUGGGAUAAAGAAGGUUCUAUCGUCGAAGGAUCUUCGGUCAGACCUUGAGUGUGAGAUGAAUUUCUUUGGUCACUAAUUGCAUUAAAAAGUGACCGUAGAGAAUAUUAUUGUCAACAAACCAACUGUGGUUCUGUGAGUGCAGAGUCCGUAUAGAAAAUGGGAGCUGAUAAAAGGAUUAGUCGGACAGAGCGUAGUGGCAGAUACGGCUCUGACCAGUCCCGUGACGAGUCAGAGUGGCGCGACAGACGAGAGAGAGACCAAGAGCGUGAUCACAACAUGCGCCGCUGGAGUGAAGAGAGACGUAAUGAUCGUUAUGAUGGAGAUCGCCGAGGAAUGAGAGACAGUCCAGAGCAGAGAGAGAGGAAACGACGUAAUAGUGAUAGAUCAGAGGAUGGUUAUCACUCAGAUGGUGACUAUCAAGAGCAAGAUUACAGAAGGGAGCCAGGAGAUGAGAAGAAGAGUAAGACAAUCAUGCUCGGGGGACUUUCUCCGCACGUUACUGAGGAUGAUAUUCGUUUUGCCAUCGAUCAACUGGAGGGUCCUCAGCCAGUGGAUGUCAGACUGAUGAAAAAGCGAACAGGUAUAAGCCGUGGUUUCGCCUUCGUGGACUUUUAUCACUUGCAAGAUGCUACCAGAUGGAUGGAGACCAAUCAGAAACGUCUGAUCAUCCAAGGCAAGAUGGUGGACAUGCACUACAGUCACCCUAGAAACAAAUACGAAGAUUGGCUCUGCAACACUUGUGGCCUGUACAAUUUCCGGAGGCGAAUGAAGUGCUUCAGGUGUGGAGCAGCCAAAGCUGAAAGUGAAACGAGCAAUAACACAGGGGUCUCUGAAACUCAACCCAGUGGAGAUUUUUACGGCGACACAAUCAUCCUGAGAAAUAUUGCUCCUAUGACCACUGUGGAAGCCAUCUUGACAGCCCUAGCACCAUAUGCUAAUCUUUCGUCCAACAACAUUCGCCUCAUUAAGGACAAACAAACAGGCCAGAACAGAGGUUUCGCCUUUGUACAAUUGUCCUCACCUCUGGAGGCCUCUCAGCUACUAACCAUCUUACAGGGGCUGCAGCCUCCCCUAAAACUGGAUGGAAAAACAAUUGGGGUGGAUUAUGCCAAGAGUGCUAGAAAGGACCUUUUACUGCCCGAUGGGAACCGCGUCAGUGCCUUUUCUGUUGCCAGCACAGCCAUUGCUGCAGCCCAGUGGUCAUCAACUCAGCCACAGCAGAGCUCGGAUGGAAUGUCAGAGUAUGCAUAUCUACAAGAAGGUUAUGCUCCACUGUCACAGGAAUUCCAGCCAUACUACCAGCAUGGAGCAGGAGCAAGCACCUCUCAGGGAAAUGGAAUCCUAGGAGCUGCCCCAGGUGUAAAGAUUGUCCCAGCUGCAGUUGGAGUUGUAAUAUCACAGAGUGCUCAAGUCUACCAGCCUCAUAUAAUAGCGCAGCCUGCUGUGCAGGCAUUGCCGCUUGCUCAACAACUGGAGACAAAACCCCCGACAGCACAUCUUUCAGCUUUAGAAACUGCAUCUCUGCCAGCUAUUGCUGUAUCUGCUGCUGUUAACGCCUCUUUACCAGCCUCUGUACGCACAUUGGACACCAACACAGCUGUUCCUGAUACUUCCACCUAUCAGUAUGAUGAGUCUUCUGGCUACUACUAUGACCCUCAAAGUGGCCUCUACUAUGACCCAAAUUCACAUUAUUACUACAAUGCUCAGACACAGCAGUAUCUGUAUUGGGACAGUGAGAAGCAGACAUAUGUACCAGCCUCUACAAACGCAAAUGAUGGACAAAGUGAUAAAGCUAAUGGUUCUGCAGCAACAGGCAGCAAGGAACCUAAAGAGGGCAAAGAGAAGAAGGAGAAGCCCAAAAGCAAGACUGCACAGCAGAUUGCAAAAGACAUGGAACGGUGGGCCAAAAGUCUCAAUAAGCAGAAAGAGAACUUCAAGAGUAGCUUUCAGCCAAUAAGUCAAGAAGAAAGGAAGGAGGCAGCUGCAGCUGAUGCUGGAUAUACACUGUUUGAGAAGAAGCAGGCAGGUCUAGACAGACUCAUGCUAGAAGUGUCAAGGGGCCUUGAAGAGGAGCCCCCCAUCAGCUCGGUUGCUACUUCUAAAGUUGGCCUUGUGGCAGCUUAUAGUGGAGACAGUGACCCCGAGGAAGGAGGAGCAGAACUUGAUGGUGGAGAGGGAGGCCAGGACAAGCUGACAGACUGGAAAAAGUUGGCCUGCCUGCUCUGUAGGAGACAGUUUCCUAAUAAAGAGAGUUUAAUUCGACAUCAGCAGCUCUCUGACCUUCACAAGAAAAACCUGGAAGUUCUCCGCAGAUCCCAAAUGACUGAAGCAGAGCUGGAGGAAUUGGAGAGGAAAGAGACUGAGUUGAAAUACAGGGACAGAGCAGCUGAGAGGAGAGAGAAAUAUGGAAUCCCAGAACCCCCAGUGCCUAAAAAGAAGAAAUUCAGCCAGCCAACACCAGCAAUCAACUAUGAACAGCCCACUAAAGAUGGCCUUAACAGUGACAACAUUGGGAACAAAAUGCUGCAAGCUAUGGGUUGGAAGGAGGGGAAAGGUCUCGGUCGUAAUCAGCAAGGCAUCACUGCUCCAAUUGAGGCACAGUUGAGAACAAAGGGUGCUGGACUUGGCACUAAAGGCACCAACUACACCCUCUCACCUUCAGACACAUAUAAAGAUGCAGUCCGAAAAGCCAUGUUUGCUCGCUUCACAGAAUUGGAAUAAGUCAACAGUUUCAACUAGAUUGUUUUGUAUCUGAUUUGUUGAUGAUUUGGUGCAACUCUUUGUCUGCAUCAUAGGAAGGAACAGGCUCCAUGUAUGAUAAAUGAUGGGAUUACCUCCUGCUACCAGACAACAGAAUAUCAUCUGUAAUGUUGGGAUACUGGGAUAGUUAAUGACUUAAUUUAUAAUUUGUACAUAUGCACAGUGAAUUACCCUUCUUGGUUUCCAUAGUUUUAUAUAUUUGAUCCAUCUUUGUUUUUUUUUCUCCCUUGUUUCAGCAUGUGAAGAAAAUUGUACAGUUUAUAUAAAAUCUUGUCAAAUUAAGAAAAUAAAGAGCAACACAUAAUUUGUGAUGGUCUUGUUUUAUACUUAUUUCACAAACAAGAUUGUUUUUUGUGUAUAGAGUCUACUAUAUUGUAUAAAUAACAUCUUUAAUACUGUCUCGUUUAAACUGUUUAAACUUCAUGGGACAUUAAGGGAAUACAGAAUGGUUUAGAGGUUUUUUUUUGUGUGUUUUAUAGAGUUCAUAUAGCAGAAAACUAAAGAGGGAGAAACUAAAUAAGUGGAGAUAUAUGUAUGUAUGUAAGUCACAUAAGAAUUCUUGGGGCGAUAGACAAAUUAAAAACCUCAUCAAGUUUUGAAUUAUAUAGCACCCCACAUUCUAUACUAGUUCUUAUCUUUCUUAACUGCAGAGGUUUGAGGUUAUAUUUAUAAAAGUAAAUUUUAUUCAUUAAUUAUACUUCAAAAGAGCAAUCCAAUAAAAAAUAUACUAAUUCAUUUUUCAUGCAGCCAAAAUGGCUAAAAUUAAUGGAUCGACAUUUCAGUCUGCACAAGUAAGUCGGUGUGGAAGGUGGCUAUAAUUUAAGGGGUCAGCUUAACCUCAAAUCUUUGUCCUACCUGCACAAUAAAAAGAUGAGACAUU